AAUCUCGGCCUACUUGACCUCCCGUCCCACGGUACUUCAUCUUGUCCGCGGACCCGCACCACCCUCAUGCCUACCUGCCAACGACGCAUGCCAAGGAACAGCGAACUGCAGGUCCAUGCGCGAAUCUCUAUGCAUCUAGCACGCCCACACGCAUGUCUCUAUACCCAUGCGCCAGUCGCUAUACCCACGCGCACGUUCCCUCCUUAUCUCAAUGCGGCACAAUGCGCAUCGGGGGUUAUAAGUAACCAAGCAGCGAGGACUGUUCUCUAGCGUCGUCCUCGCCCCUCGCCCACCCACCGGUCUUCGGCUCAGCCCACUCUUCGGCUGGCCCACCGUAGCGCUUCCCCUUCCCGUCGCACGUCGCUCGGCACUUACAUCACCACAAUGCGUUUCGCCUUCGUCUCCGUCGCGCUCUUCGCCGCGUCCGCCAGCGCCCUCGUCACGCCUCUCACGCCUCGCGCCUGGCCCUCUGGCACCGUGACUUGCGGUAGCGCGUCCUACUCGCUGAGCGCAGUCAAGGCGGCCGUCUCGCAGGGCGUGAGCCACCUGAGCAACCCGAUCGGGUCGAACAGCUACCCGCAUACCUUCAACAACCGCGAGGGCCUCAGCAUGUGGUGCACGGGCGAGACGGACUACAACGAGUUCCCGAUCCUCUCUUCGGGAAGCCUCUACACUGGCGGCUCGCCUGGCGCGGACCGCGUCGUGUUCUCGGAUAAUGGGGUGUACUGCGCCGUGAUCACGCACACCGGCGCAUCGGGCAACAACUUCGUCUCUUGCCAGGGCGAUUAGGGGAUUGAAUAAUGAUUUUGGAUGUAUACAGGCUGUAUACUAGGUCUAUGGGCUCCUGAUUGUGAAAUGUACUGUUUGAACUGGA
Messenger RNA from Schizophyllum commune H4-8, 874 nucleotides. Its product is annotated as Ribonuclease/ribotoxin. Bases 385 to 789 code for a protein of 134 amino acids. The record is from RefSeq and is a predicted model, not a curated record. NCBI's taxonomy places the organism in Eukaryota, Fungi, Basidiomycota, Agaricomycetes, Agaricales, Schizophyllaceae. Gene Ontology annotation, molecular function: RNA binding; RNA nuclease activity. The transcript has 3 exons.